CAAGGGAAAGGAAGCGCUCAGGCGCAGCAUCCCUGCCGGCCCGGGAUCUGAACUCGCGACCCUCCGUCCAGGGAGAUGCCUACGGGGUUCCAGCAGCUGCGGAUAAAGGAGGACGAGGAGAACGAGGAGGAGGAGGAAGGGGAGGAGGAGGCCGGGGGCCAGAUCACGACCACCCUGGUCCUGUCCGUCUUCGCGGCCGUCUUGGCAUCCUUGCAGUUCGGCUACAACAUCGGCGUCAUCAAUGCUCCGCAGAAGAUCAUUGAACAGAACUACAAUGCCACAUGGAAGGACCGCAAUGGGGAGUACAUCGACACCAACUUGCUCAAGACACUCUGGUCCCUGUCCGUUGCCAUCUUCUCCAUCGGGGGCAUGCUCGGCUCCUUCCUGGUGGGAGUCGUCUCAGAACGGCUUGGCAGGAAGAGGGCCAUGAUAGUGAACAACGGGCUGUCCUUUCUCGGGGGCGGUUUAAUGGGCCUGGCAGAGCUGGGCAAAUCCUACGAGAUGAUGAUCUUUGGACGGUUUAUGAUUGGCACUUUCUCAGGAUUUGCCUCGGGCCUCGUCCCCAUGUACAUCGGGGAGAUCUCCCCCACCAACCUGCGGGGGGCCCUGGGGACGCUGAAUCAGCUGGCCAUCGUCAUUGGAAUCCUUCUCGCACAGGUGCUGGGGCUGGAGACCCUCCUGGGCACCCCCUUGCUGUGGCCCCUCCUGCUGGGCAUCACGGUGGUCCCGUCCGUCCUGCAGCUCUUGAUCCUGCCCUUCUGCCCGGAGAGUCCCCGGUUCCUGUACAUCAUCCGCAACAAGGAGUCCAAGGCCAAAGACAGUCUCAAGCGGCUGACGGGCCUGGUGGACGUGAGCGCGGCGCUCAACGAGAUGAAGGAAGAGAAGCGCCGCAUGGACCUGGAGCGCAAGGUCUCCAUUCCGCAGCUCUUCCGCUCCCGCAUCUACCGCCAGCCCCUGCUCAUCGCGGUGGUCCUGCAGUUGUCCCAGCAGCUGUCCGGCAUCAACGCGGUCUUCUACUACUCAACCGACAUCUUCACCAAGGCCGGGCUUCAGGAGCCCAUCUACGCAACCAUCGGGGCGGGCGCCGUCAACACGGUGUUCACCAUUAUCUCGGUGUUCCUGGUAGAGCGGGCAGGAAGACGAACCUUGCACCUCCUGGGCUUGGUCGGGAUGCUGGUCUGCGCACUCCUGAUGAUGACCUCACUUCUCUUGGCCGAGCGCACGCCGGUGAUGGGCUACCUCAGCAUGGUGGCCAUCUACGGCUUUGUGGCGUUCUUUGAGAUCGGGCCGGGGCCCAUCCCCUGGUUCAUCGUGGCGGAGCUGUUCAGCCAGGGCCCCCGCCCCGCCGCCAUGGCGGUGGCCGGCUUCGCCAACUGGACCUGCAAUUUCAUCAUCGGCAUGAGCUUCCCGUCCAUCGCGGACGCAUGCGGCCCCUACGUCUUCCUCAUCUUCGCGCUCCUCCUCCUGGCCUUCGCCAUCUUCACCUUCUUCAAGGUGCCGGAGACGCGGGGUCGCACCUUCGAUCAGAUCGCUGCUACAUUCCGACGCACCCCGUCCCUGCUAGAACGGGAGAUCAAGCCGUACACCGAGCUGGACGAGCUGAGUCCGGACGCCCACGAAUGAGCGGGGCUCCCCCGCCCGGCGUGGGGGGAGCGUGGCCUGUAGACGCGGGACGGGGUGGACAGCAACGAUACCGGGAUCUGCCUAGCACUUUAAUUACACCAGGCACGUGGGGUCUGGUGUGUAGCGAGAGUUGAACCUAUUUUUUUAGGUCAGGUUUUAGACUGGGUGCGUUUUAAUUGCUUUUCUUGCAUUUUGAAAAGAGAGGAAUGGUAAUUUAAUAAAGCUGGGCAGGCGGGGGGUGCACGAGGUUAUCCACGAGGGGUCUGGGGGACGAGGAGCUUGUGGCACGGAGGACUCGCCGGGGAGCACGGCAAAGGAAGGAUCGUGGGGCCGAGGCAGGAGCGCGUGCCGUGUAUUCCCAGAGUCCAGGAAGCUGGCUGCGUUGAAAGCAAGGAUGCCGCUCUGCAGAGAGGGCAGGUACAUGGCUGGAGACCGGGAGCCAAGUCGCCCCCUUGCCAUGUCGGCUUUCUGU
Messenger RNA from Varanus komodoensis (Komodo dragon), 2095 nucleotides. RefSeq names its product solute carrier family 2 member 4 (gene SLC2A4). The record is from RefSeq and is a predicted model, not a curated record. Lineage: Eukaryota; Metazoa; Chordata; Lepidosauria; Squamata; Varanidae. Gene Ontology annotation, biological process: D-glucose transmembrane transport; cellular response to insulin stimulus. The transcript has 11 exons. Bases 76 to 1623 code for a protein of 515 amino acids. Gene Ontology annotation, cellular component: membrane.